This is a messenger RNA of Bufo gargarizans (Asiatic toad), 2034 nucleotides long. Its product is annotated as tubulointerstitial nephritis antigen-like. Gene Ontology annotation, cellular component: lysosome. Gene Ontology annotation, biological process: proteolysis. The transcript is spliced from 13 exons. The coding region runs from base 1 to 2034 and encodes 677 amino acids. NCBI's taxonomy places the organism in Eukaryota, Metazoa, Chordata, Amphibia, Anura, Bufonidae. Gene Ontology annotation, molecular function: cysteine-type peptidase activity. The record is from RefSeq and is a predicted model, not a curated record.
AUGUACUGUGCCAGUGCUAGCCACUGUUCCAGUUUGCCUGCCCAGAAGAAGUCCAUGGGAUCAUGGAAAUGGGUAUUAUACUGGUCCUUUUUGAAAGAGAUCAAUGAGAACCAUCUGAACCUGGUAUUUAAUGCCAUGAUCAAGGAAGAAACUGAAUUCCUUGAUCUGGUAAUCAGAAGACAGAAUAACAGAUUUGUCUGUAAUACCUUUUUUAAGCCGACGAAUAAAAAUAGCUUCAUCCAAUAUUCCAGCUGCCACCUCCCAAGAUGGCUUGACAAUAUUCCCACUGGCCAGUUUCGGAGGAUCAGGAGGAAUUGUACGGAAGAUCUACGUUUUGAGGAGGAGGCAGCUGGAAUGCGACAACUGUUCCGGGAGAAGGAAUAUCCGGAUGAGGUGGUUGAAAAAGCCCUGGAAAGAGUUAAAAAACUAGACAGACAAACCUUUUUCGAUAACCAGGUUGAAAUUAAGAAAAAAUCUCGGACAAGUGAAGAGAUGAACAAUAGGAUCAUCCUUCCCUUUAAUGAUGACCAUAGAAAAAUACAAAAAAUAGUGAAGACACAUUGGCAUCAUAUACUGAAUGAUAAGUUCACGUUCAAUAAGACAGGUGUUAAAUUCCAUGUAAAUUCCAGUUCAGGUGGUGAGCAGCUGCUUCCUAAAGAAGUUUUUUCAGAAAGACAUCUGAUGGUAAACCUCUAUUCGGCAAAAGAAAAUAAGCUGUUAAAAUAUGCCAGAGCAAAAAGAUCCCUGGAUAUAGAAAGUUACUGUACCACAAAUGGCUGUUGUGACAGUAGAAAUGAUGACUGCAAUCUAUUCUACAUUGGGAAAAAUGCAACAUGUUACUGUGACACCUUUUGUGACCAGGAACCGUUGGGACAUGUAGACUGCUGUCCAGACUUCUGGACCACUUGCAUUGGACAGAAUCUAGAAGAGCCUUCUACAACGAAUGCCCCCUCCACUUUAUUCCCUGGAACCUCUGAUAUACAGGGAUGCUUUAAAGGUGGAUCCUAUUAUGAAGAUAACUCAAUAUGGAAAGACAACUGUAAUUACUGUUAUUGCUAUGAGAAACAUUGGAGAUGUACAGACCAUACCUGUCUUGUUGAGCCAGAAUUGAUUAACUUCAUUAAUAAAGGAGACUUUGGAUGGAAAGCAGACAACUACAGCCAAUUUUGGGGAAUGACUUUAAGGGAAGGAUUUGAAUACCGAUUGGGUACUAAACCUCCAUCUCCUUCACUCCUCAGUAUGAAUGAAAUGACACAUCGCGUAUCUCCAGAUGAAGAAUUCCCAGUGUUUUUCAUAGCUUCCUACAAAUGGCCUAAUUAUAUUCAUCGACCUUUGGAUCAAAAGAAUUGUGCUGCAUCGUGGGCAUUUUCUACAGCAAGUGUUGCAGCAGAUCGAGUUGCAAUACACUCUCAAGGUCGUCAUACUUCAAAUCUGUCUCCUCAAGAUUUUAUCUCUUGCAAUGUUCACAAUCAAUAUGGCUGUAGAGGAGGACACGUAGACGGUGCAUGGUGGUUCCUGAGAAAACGUGGGCUGGUCUCCCAUGAAUGUUCUCCCUAUAAUAUGUAUGAUAAUACUAAUGUAUACAAUACCUGCAACAUCUUAACCACUACUGAUAAGUAUGGGAAAAGUCAUGCAACAAAUCCAUGUCCAAACCAUCUAGAAGAUUCCAACUACAUGUACCAGUGCAGCCCCCCUUACAGAAUACCUUCCAAUGAAAGAGAAAUCAUGAAGGAAAUCAUGGAAAAUGGUCCAGUGCAAGCUGUAAUGGAAGUUCAUGAAGACUUCUUCCUUUAUAAAACUGGAAUCUAUAAAUAUAUAGGCAUGAGAAAGAAAUCUGAGAAAAAUGGCACACAUUCAGUUAAGAUUAUUGGAUGGGGUUCUCUACAAGGCCCGAAUAAGGAAAAAUUCUGGAUUGUGGCAAAUUCAUGGGGAAAAACUUGGGGAGAAAAUGGAUAUUUCAGAAUUAGUCGAGGAGAAAACGAAUGUGGUAUUGAAAGCUUGAUAAUAGGAGCUUGGUGCCACACCAUGGAAUAA